UGUAUAAACCGAUCGGUUGAUUUCGUUUGUGCGGUUUAUGUGCAUACAUAUAUGUUUGUUGCGAAUUGUUCGAAAAUUUUUUAAUAGUUUGCUUUGCUUCAUUAAUAAUUGUGAUUUUUAGCUGUGCAUUAUUCGUGAACAGUGCCUUAUAUAAGAAGACAUAUAAAUAGGUAAACCACACAUAUUUGCAUAAAUUUAUACGUGCAUACGUAUCCCUGUAGUUCGGUACCAUCGGAGAAGAGCUAACGAUAUAACUAAUUCCGAAUCAUUAGUACCGGUCCCAACCCGAUUACAUGCAAUGUUAUUUGACUAACGAUUUUUACAUUGCAAUGUCCUACGAGAGUAAUCGAGCGGUGCGACUAUGCAUUACCAGUCAUUGGUGAAAGAACUUGUUCCAAAAUCGUUAGUGAAUCACUAGUACAGAAUCACUAGCGUUUUCGUUAAUUCAAAAUGGCUAGUGAUUUGACUAAUUCGAACACGCUAGAGGUUUCAUUAAUUCAAAAUCGCUAACGAUUCUACUCGUCCAAUAACGCUUGUGGUUCUACGCCUCAGAAAAACUUUUGAAAACAACACUUACAAAAAAAUAAAACAAAUGUUUACGAAAUACAAAGAAAUAUAUAUUUAUUUAGUUCAUGUACAAAUCUUUAUUUUCAAUUUAUUUUCUUAUUUUCUACUAUUCUUAUAUUCUAUCCCCUCCCUUUUUUGUCCUUAAAAAUUAUCUUAUUCUUAUUUACUAAUUAUUUAUUUUCUUUAUUAAUAUUACUUUUUUAUUAUUAGUUAUUUUAAUUAAUUUUUAUUUAUUAUUUAAUACACAUACAUGAGUGUACAAAAUGAAAAAUAUUAUUAGAUUUUAGUAUAAUAAUGUUGUAAUAAUAAGUUUUCAAUUAUAUUAAGUAUAUAACCUGAUCUAUGGGUGAUCUGCGGUGAUUUUGUUGUUGUUUGUGAUGAUCCGGUGUUGGCGCCUCCGUCCGUGGUUGUUUUUGCCUUCUUCUUGUGUUGCGUUCUUAUUCUUAUUUUAUUAUUAUAUUUAUUCACUUAUUAAAUUAAUUUUCACUUUUUUGCACAAUACUUUUUCACCAUAUGUACAAAUAUUCUGCAAUUUUCCGUACGCAAAUUACACAACUUCCUCUUAGUCGGAAAAAUAUGAAAUGACGCGUCAAAUUUUUGGAAAAAUAUAAAUGGCACAGCUCAUAUCAGCCAAGGGCUCACAAAAAAAUUAACUCCACUAUAAUGCUUGCUCAUAAUUUCUUUCAAAUAAUUACUAAAUGCAGUAAUUGCGAAUGAUUUCUUUUUGUUGCAUUAUAUUUGUAUUGAUAUACGCUUUCGCAUCUUUCGCUCUCCUCUCAAACUGAGUACUGACAUGUGUAUUUAUAUAUUAUAUAUUCCCACUGAUAAUCAUACUCACAAACACUUUCUCAAAACGACAGUUGAUUUCUAUAUACUUUAAAUACGUUAUUUGUAUUUCCUGUGACUCAAGUAGAAGCGUAGGCUAUAUGAGAUAAGGCGGUUGGAUAUUCGAAUUCAUUAUAUUAAGUACUACAGCCCGCUCCGGUUUCGCACGGGUUUAAACAUAUGUACAUAUCAAAAGUUGUAAUUUUUUGCACACACAUCAACACCCUCCCGUACAUAUGUAUGUAUGUACUUUCUCGUUUUUGCGUGGGGUCAUUGAAAAAUAAAAUAAAAUGAAGAAAUUCGAACAUGAAAUUAUAUUUUUUUGUAAUGAGCUAAAACUUGAUUACGGUCUCUAGUUUUUGAUGUCCGUUGUCUUUCGUUCUGAUUAUGAAGGAGUUGAGAACGUGCGAGCUUAUAUAUUUCCAAUAUUUUGUUCUUCAAGCCGCUGAACACUCGUUACUCGACUAUCUGGCGCGCUAUUGAUAUGCGUAUUCUCUUCCACUUGCAAGAAGAUUAUCAGUUUCUGAUGAACAUUCUCAAUCACGGCGUAGUUUUAAUACUCUCGCCUGGUAACUAUUUUCAGAAAGUUGAGAUCUAGACCUUUUCGAGAUUUUAAAAUGAAAAAAUAAAAAUAAAUAAAUAAACAAGUAAGGAAGGGCUAAGUUCGGGUGUAACCGAACAUUUUAUACUCCCGCAAUUUAUCUAUUUAACUUUAUUUAUAUUGUAUAAUAUACAAUUUAACCCACAUAUUCGUCAUAUAUAUUGUAUAAAGUCCAUUGAAAGUUGGAAACCAUAAUAUUAGGUUAGAAGCACCGAGGUCCUCAUGUUCGAUUAAUGGGGCCUUGAAAACCUAUGGUCCGAUUUCGGCGAUUUUUAGAAUGGGGCUGCCACACUAUAAAGGUAGUAUUUGUGCAAAGUUCUGCAUCGAUAUCUUCACUAGUGCUUACUUUAUAUAUUGUAAAGUUAACGAUUCAGAUCGUCUUCAAAGUUCUGGUAUAUAGGAAGUAGGCGUGGUUGUGAAGCGAUUUGGCCUAUUUUCUCAACAUAUCAUUGGGAUGUAAGGAAACUAUUACAAACCAAGUUUCAUUGAAAUCGGUAGAGUAGUUCCUGAGAUAUGGUUUUUGACCCAUAAGUGGGCGAUGCCACGCCCAUUUCCCAUUUUGUAAAAAAAUCUGAGUGCAGCUUCUAUCUGACAUUUCGUAUGUGAAAUUUAGUGUUUCUGGCGUUUUUCGUUACUGAGUAAACUCACUUUUAGUAAUUUUCAACCUAACCUUUGUAUGGGAGGUGGGCGUGGUUAUUAUCUGAUUUCAACUAAUUUCAUGGUGUGCGGUGGGGUACGUAAGAGAACUGACUGCAGAAAGUUUGGUUUAUAUGGCUUUAUUGGUUUGUGAUAUAUAUACAAAUAACCGAUUUGGGGGCGGAGCCACGCCCACUUUCCCAAAAUAAUUACAUCCAAAUAUGCCCUUCCUAGUGCGAUCCUCUGUUCCAAAUUUUAUAACUAUAUUUAUGGCUUAGUUAUGACACUUUUUGCGUUUUCGGUUUUCGCCAUUUUGUGGGCGUCGCAGUGAUCCGAUUUUCGGAAGCAACCCUCUCACGGUCCCAAGGAACGUGUGUUCCAAGUUUCAUCAAGAUAUCUCAAUUUUUACUCAAGUUAUCCGUUGCACGGACGGACAGACGGACAGACAGACAUUCGGAUUUUGACUCGUCUCGUCACUCUGAUCAUUUUGAUAUAUAUAAUCCUAUCUAACUCGUUUAGUUUUAUGACUUACAAACAACCGUUAUGUGAACAAAACUAUAAUACUCUCUUAGCAACUUUUGUUGCGAGAGUAUAAAAAUAUAGCCUAAGUUACUCAGAUUGAAUGUAGCUUUCCUAUGGUGAAAGUUUUGAAAUCGGCGCAGUAGUUUUUGAGUUUAUUCAUUACAAACAUACAUACAUACAAAUCUUUCCUCUAUAAAAAAUAUCCCUGGUCGACCCAAAACUAGGGGUGUUCGAAUUUUUCCCGUAGAACUCGUUUGUGCAGUGGUGGCCUUCGGUCGCGCUUUAAAAUAAUAACCCUGGUCGAGCCAACACAAGUGUUAGCGAAAUAAGGGGUUAUCCUCGAUAUGAUUUUUAAAAAUUGAUUUUGUUAAAUAAAAGAAGAGGUAUUUUGGCAAAAAGAUCAAUGUUUAGGCACUAGGUCUCACUUAUAGUGGAAUGGGAACAAGUAGAAGCACCAUUAUUCGCACAAGUAGAAGCACAAUUACCUGCUUCUCAGCUGAACUGAGCAGAUCCUUCUGCCACAAAGUAAAUCACAAGAGAUCAAGGAAACUCUUCGCCCUCAUCAAGGUAAAUUUUUCCAUAGUCAUAGGAGUUUUAAUUGACCAUUGUCCCAUCGGGACUCACGCGGUCAAACUAAAAAUGUGAUCGGAUGCUAGCUGCAAAAGCUACUUGUAACAGGAUGAGGUCGAAUAUCCCCAACAUUUUCUUUUGGAAUGCCCUUAAUAUAUUUAUGUAGAAGGAAAUAACCUCUGCAAAUUUGUGGUAGCUUAUAGGCGCUUCAUCUAUUUUUAAAGUUAAUCCUUAAAAGAAUGAGGUCAGCCCCGAAUAUGGAGACUUCCUACCAUUUCGUUACGUCACUGUCAACUGAGUAUCAACUUCUGAAAACUGCGGUAUAUUUUAAAUAAUCGUUAGCAUUUAUGGAGCCUACUGUGAGUAAACCAAACUGGGAACCAUAUAAUAGUCUAAGCGUGUUUAUUUUUUUUAGGGAACAGCUUUGGAACCUAACCUAACCUAUUUAAUUAUAUUGCAAAGUUUUUAAUUCAUUAAACAAAAACUAUAUAAAAUCGAAAAUUUGUAUAAUAGGAAUAAACCUUAGUUGGAAUAUCUAUUUUACCUCCAAAUGGCCAGUGCUUAUCCUACAACGGAAGUUGUGCGUCAGGGCAAACGUUUCUUGGAUAUAGUGUGGGAAAAUUGUCAUGAAUUCUUUGAUAAAGCAAAACAUACAGAUGUGACGUUUAUGUGAAAUUAUCCAAAGCGAGUUACAGCUCAUCGAGUCAUCUUAGCCACUGCCAGCGUUUAUUUCGACCAACUAUUUCAAACGUCAAAGGGUUCGGUGUCAGCUUUUUAUAUUGAAAACUAGCAGACCCGGCCACACGUUUUUGUGGCUAAGAUACUAUAUACAUUAAAUUAGUAAAUUUUUCAAUGCAAAGAAAAAAUUCUUACGCAUAAAGACGAAAACGUUAUAGCCGAUAAAUUUUAAAAUGAUUGGUACACAUUAUUGUAGAUCUGUGUUAAGCGUAAAUCAUCAUAAUUUGUAAAAUUUUGAUUUUUUAAUCGUAUAUUGGAGAAAGUAACAAAUGACCAAAUUUCAUAGUUGGCUUUAUCUUGGCUUUGGUGACGAUAUUGAUUACCUUCUUCACAGCAAAUCUUGUUCUUUUGCAAAGUUUGAUGUUGAUUUAUGAUUUAUCUAAAUUGUCGCAUUAAGAUCAAAGAGAUCCUUGUUUUUUUACCACCAAUAUAGGUCAUUCAAUCAGCCGUUUAUGUUUAUUAUAUUAUGGUUUCAUGUCAGGAAAAACACGAUGUAUAAGCUCCUCUUUCGAGGCCAUGAAAAAUGUUAUUAAUCCAUCGAGGUGUCAACUGCGUCGCUACCAUUUUCAAAAAAAAAAAAAAAAACACUCGUAUGUUAUUUGUUAAUUGGCGAUUCUUUAUGUGUCGCCACAAAUUAGAUGAUUUUAGGAAUGUGAUUAGUUCGUCAGCAACAGUUGAUCCAGGAAUAGUCUGGCGAAAAUCACCUGCCAACAGAAUCAUGGCUUCACCAAAAAUAUUUUCGUUGUCGCGUAAAUCUUUUAAAGUCCUGUGCAGUACCUCCAGCGACUUGAAUAUCUGGAAAAUCUUCUUCAUAGCUCUUUUUUUUGGCGAUUUUGCAGACUGGUGUUUCGUUGAUUUGCAAUUUAUGAGUAAUUUUAAGGCCGAAUUGCCGUUUGUCUGUCUACUAACAGGUGCCAAGUUGCACCUAUUCUCAUUAUAACUGGGCGUUGAAAGAGAGUGAAAUCGGUUCAGGAAUUACCUCAACCCUCAUGUACUACAUAUGCUGAUUUUCGUUAUUCUAUUGGACUUUAUUUCAAAUUGUGUGUAAUAAAAUUACAUCAAUAAAUUGCGAGAGUAUAAAAUAUUCGGUUGCCUUUCCCUGCUGUUACAAAUUGUUUUGGGCUAUCGACACAACCUUAUACAAUUUAACAAUGAUAAAAAUAUUUUAACAAAGCAACAAUGACAACUUUCAAAAUAUUAAUUUUUUGUUUUUUUUUUUUUAUAAUUUUGUUGUCAAUUCAAAUGAAAUCAUCUUCUUGUUAUAUUCCUCACAAUUUUUCGAUACAUACUUACUUUCUAAUCCUUCCCUGGACUUCCAUAAAUAUUUCAAAACUAAAAUUAGCCAGAUCGGUUUGGCCCUUCUUGACUUUUUUCGAGACUAACGACACAAAUUGUUUGUAUGGGUGAUUAGAAAAUUGUGGAUUUAAGACUUUUUGGGGCAAUUUUUCUAAUUUUUCUCCGUAAGAACCAUCUCGGUACCUCUAAAAACAUUCUAAACAAAGAAUUUGCGAAAUCGGUUCAGUGGUUCUCGAGUUAUGCGCUUAGCAACACAUUUUGCGAUUCAUUUUUAUAUUAUAGAUAUUCCACCGGAUGAAUUUGAGUUACUUAUAGCUUACUGUUACACCGGCAAACUUAACCCUAGAAUGCCUAACGCCAAUAGUCUUUUAAAUGGAGCCGCGAUUUUGAAGCUCGACGGCGCUGCCGCUAUUUGCACUGCUUACCUGCACGGGUCGACAGAAGGAACGUGGCCACGGAGCAAUCUGGGUUCACCAUUUGAUGGCAACUUUCCAAUAGCAAGUUGUACUACAAAUAAAUCUAUAUUGGCAGUGCGACGAUGUAGCGAAAAAAGGUAAAUCUUUUCAAAAUUGAGAAUUUAGCCAAAGAUGCCAAAUAGAUACAUAUUACCUCCGAACGAUACACCGCCAGACCGAGAUUCGUUAAAGUAAAUUUCGAUAUUCAUAUAGAAUACUAAGCUGACUACGACUCCGGUAACGGAAAUCUGACUUUAAAGAUGGCCGGUAAGCUCCUGAAUAGAACUGUAUCCCAUAGACUAUUAUCUCCAAACAAAAAAGGGCUAUUAAUCAAAUAGUUUGAAUAAAUUCAUGUACAUAUUUUUUUAAUGUUAGGUCCGACUUUAACUUCACAUUUAUUUCACAGGACACUGAGAGUUUUAUUUACCGUUGUGACGAGAUGGAGAAGGUAUGGAUACAGUGUGGUGUAUUAAAAUUUCCUAAACGAUCCCCAAGUCUGGUGUACUCAGAUAAACACCUAAUAUCUCUAGGCGGGUUUUCGGAUGAUGAAACGCCUUCAAAUGGUGUAUUCGCUUACAGUUUGCAGACUGAAGAAUGGAAAACUCUGAAGCCGAUGAGUGUUCCACGAGUUGAUCUUUGUGUUGUGAUAGUCAACAAAUUCAUUUACGUACUAGGUGAGAGUGGCUCAAAUCCAUGUGUUGCGCUCAAAACUGCAGAGAAAUUUAAUCAUUGCACUCGACAAUGGAUUUCACUACCCGAUAUGUUUAUGGCUCGAAGUCAAGCCACCGCCGUGGCUCUUGACGACCAAAUUUAUAUAAUGGGUGGUCUGGCAAGCAAUGGAAGGCCAUUAAAGUCGGUUGAAUGCUUUAACACCAUAACUGGGAAGUGGGAUAGAUGCGGAGACAUGAUUCAACCACGUUUUGAUUUCGGCGCAGCCUUUUUUAAAGGUCUAUUAUAUGUAAUAGGUUCAGGGAAUACAAUGCACUCAAUGCACUCACUAAGUUGCAGCGUCGAGUGUUACAAUCCAAAAACGAAUACGUGGUCGCAGGCGGCAUCAAUCAAUGUACCACGAUAUGGAAUCUGUGGCAUAACUCUAACUGACCGUUUAAUGGCCAUCGGCGGGACAACCUUAACUGAUUUCAAAGGCAUUAUCGAAGUAUACAAACCGACAAAAAAUAGUUGGCUUCAAGGGAAGCCCUUGCCGAUGGGGGGUAACUAUAGGUGUUUUGUAGUGCCAUCUAAAGAGCUUACUGAAAUUCAGAGUAAACCCAAUGAAAUAGUCAUUGCACCGAAAAGACUUUUACAUACGAGUUUACUCCUUUUAAUGCGUAUGUACUUCUUUAUCAGAUGGUUGCUGUGUUUGGGAAAAUGUAUUAUAUUAUGGACGAUAAGAAAUUAAUUGCCAAUUGAUAUGUAAUAUCCAAAUGUAGUGUUUUGGUAAAUAAUUUUAAAUAAACUGAGGAAAUUAAACAUAUGAA
Zeugodacus cucurbitae (melon fly) is the source of this 7688-nucleotide messenger RNA. Its product is annotated as kelch-like ECH-associated protein 1B. The transcript has 5 exons. Lineage: Eukaryota; Metazoa; Arthropoda; Insecta; Diptera; Tephritidae. The record is from RefSeq and is a predicted model, not a curated record. Gene Ontology annotation, molecular function: protein binding. Bases 6650 to 7609 code for a protein of 319 amino acids.